This is a messenger RNA of Mus caroli (Ryukyu mouse), 4008 nucleotides long. It is a transcript of the gene Pou6f1, whose product is annotated as POU class 6 homeobox 1. Lineage: Eukaryota; Metazoa; Chordata; Mammalia; Rodentia; Muridae. Gene Ontology annotation, molecular function: RNA polymerase II cis-regulatory region sequence-specific DNA binding; DNA-binding transcription factor activity, RNA polymerase II-specific. The record is from RefSeq and is a predicted model, not a curated record. Gene Ontology annotation, biological process: regulation of transcription by RNA polymerase II.
GGAGGCAAAGGGGGGGAGGGAGGAGGGGGCGAGGAGGGGACUGCACCUGGCCGCCCCCGCCCCCGGCGUCCCGGCCCGUGCGUGGCCCGCAACCCACCGCCGCUCCGCUCUGCCAGCCCCGGCCGGGGGCUCAGGGGGCGGCGGGUCCCGAGUGGCUCCGGGCCGAGCGAGCCGGGCCGAGCCGCUCCGGCUUCUUUGUCUGCGGGCGGCCGCCCCGGCCGCGGCCCCCUGGCCCGGGCUGGGGGAUGAGUGUCUAGCCGGUGGCCGCUGGGCAGCCGGGGAGCGGGAGGCUGGGCUUCGGGCUCCGGAUGCACUAGGUGUGGGCUGGUGCCUACCCCACCCUGCAGUGACCAUGGAUCCCGGAGCUGGUUCUGACUCAUCUCUGACUGUCAACGAGCAGGUCAUUGUGAUGUCAGGCCACGAGACCAUCCGAGUAUUGGAAGUGGGAGUGGAUGCCCAGCUUCCAGCUGAGGAGGAGAGCAAAGGACUGGAGAGUGUGGCAGCUGGUGGCUCCCAGAGUGGAGGCCCUGUUGAAGCCAGUGGACCUGCUGAUGAAGCUGGGUCAUGUGACCCUGACCAUUCUGCAGAGGCAACUGUGAAGUCGCUGCCCGGAAUCCCUCCGAGUCCUGCCCCAGCGAUUGCCACCUUCAACCAAGCUCCGAGCCAGCCUCAGGCAUCACAGACCUUGACGCCGCUGGCUGUACAAGCUGCCCCCCAGGUCUUGACUCAGGAAAGCUUAGCCACAGUUCUGACAGGAGUUAUGGUCCCAGCAGGGACUGUCACUCAACCUCUUCUUAUCCCCAUCGGUAUUACAGGUCAAGUGGCUGGGCAGCAGGGGCUGGCCGUGUGGACAAUCCCUACAGCAACUGUGGCUGCCCUCCCAGGACUGACCGCGGCCUCUCCCACGGGGGGAACUUUCAAGCCACCUUUAGCUGGUCUCCAAGCAGCUGCCGUGCUGAACACCGCUCUCCCGACACCUGUACAAGCUGCCCCACCAAUCCAGGCCUCCUCGCCCGCCCAGCCCCGGCCACCAGCUCAGCCCCAGCCGCUGUUCCAGACCCAACCGCUGCUACAGACCACGCCUGCCAUCCUCCCACAACCCACCGCUGCCACCGUUGCUGCCCCCACACCCAAGACAGUGGACGCCACCCCGCAGAUCACCGUCCAGCCUGCAGGCUUCGCAUUUAGCCCAGGGAUCAUCAGUGCAGCCUCCCUCGGGGGACAGACGCAGAUCCUGGGCUCCCUCACUACAGCUCCAGUCAUUACCAACACCAUUCCCAGCAUGCCUGGGAUCGGCAGUCAAAUCCUCACUAAUGCUCAGGGACAGGUUAUUGGUGCACUUCCGUGGGUAGUGAACUCAGCUAGCGUGGCCACACCAGCACCGGCACAGAGCCUGCAGGUCCAAGCUGUGACUCCCCAGCUCUUGUUGAAUGCCCAGGGCCAGGUGAUCGCAACCCUAGCCAGCAGCCCCGUGCCUCAGCCUGUGGCUGUCAGGAAGCCAAACACACCGGAGUCCCCUGCUAAGAGUGAGGUGCAGCCUAUCCAGCCGACACAAGCCGUGCCCCAGCCUGCCGUAAUCCUCAGCAGCCCAACCCCAGCGCUCAAGCCGUCAGCUGCAGCUCCUAUCCCAAUCACCUGCUCCGAGACCCCAACCGUCAGUCAGUUGGUAUCAAAGCCGCACACUCCAAGUCUGGAUGAGGACGGGAUCAACUUAGAAGAGAUCCGGGAGUUUGCCAAGAAUUUUAAGAUACGGUGGCUCUCCCUGGGUCUGACACAGACCCAGGUGGGCCAGGCUUUGACGGCGACAGAAGGGCCGGCCUACAGCCAAUCAGCCAUCUGCAGGUUUGAGAAAUUGGACAUCACACCCAAGAGCGCCCAGAAGCUGAAGCCGGUUUUAGAAAAGUGGUUGAUGGAGGCGGAGCUCCGGAACCAGGAAGGCCAGCAGAACCUGAUGGAGUUCGUGGGCGGCGAGCCCUCCAAGAAACGCAAGCGGCGCACUUCCUUCACACCGCAGGCCAUAGAGGCUCUCAAUGCCUACUUUGAGAAGAACCCCCUGCCCACCGGCCAGGAAAUCACGGAGAUCGCCAAGGAGCUCAACUACGACCGGGAGGUGGUGAGGGUCUGGUUCUGUAAUCGACGCCAGACACUGAAGAACACCAGCAAGCUGAACGUCUUUCAGAUCCCGUAGGGCUCAGUGUCAGCNAGUGAUGGCGCUCUGUACUCUCCCCUCAGCAACCAGCCGAAGUCACUGCGGUGGCCGUACCAUGUGCAGCUGCGUUUGCCCUAGGUCGUGAGCCUCCACCUGUGCAUGCGUGUCAAUGCCUGCCUCUUCUGCCCACAUAUGUCACACCCUGGGGAGGCCCGAGGGGCUGCAUGAGAGCCCUAGGCUCUGGGCUGGGCAUGUGGAAGGAGGGGGUUUGUGGGGUCCUAAAAAAGCACUUUGCUAAGGUGGUUUCUGAAGGGCGGGUUCCGGUUGGGAACCAGAAAGGCUCUGUCUUUGGGGCAGGGCUGUAGCAACUUUUGGGGACAACUGUGUAGUAGCUCUUGGUUUUGGUGGCACCCUUUGCUCUUCCCUUCGCUCCUCUGCGGUUGUGCCCAUGUGACAACUGCGGUCUCACACUGCCUCCCUAACUCUGUCUAUGGGCACACUGAACCCCUUAAAGGACAGAGGCGAUGGAAUCCAGAGAAGCAUGGUGUGCUGCUCAGACUCACUGUCUGCCUUGAUCUUGAGGGCAGAAGGUUCCCAAAGUGACGGCGAGGGGUCGGAUGCCCGAGGUCAGGAGCUGCGAGGUCUCUCCCCGGGUCCUGCUGGUGGUGGGUUUGCGUUCACUCGCAAUGUUUUCUCCCGAAAACCAAGUUGGAAAGAAGCAAGAGUAAACUCUCCCACCCUGGAGAGUUUUAGGUCUGUGGCAGGUCUGGAGUUUAUAAAGUAAAUGAGGACACCCACCCAGACUUAUCUAAGUUUCCAGCUGUCUUCCAACACAAGAGCAUGCUAGAGUUUGGGAAAUUUUCCUCUGCCCACUUACGCAGGCAGCAGCAUGGGGCACGGAUUCUGACUGACUUUCCCCCUCUCUUGUGCCCUUACCCAUCUCAGGGCAGGACUGAGAUGUCUUCAAAGGAGCCAANUGAACCAUAAGCCAGACAUGGAGGAGCUGGCGUGGGAGGAAGACAGUAUCUAAAGGGAUGAUGGUCCGGGGAGGUCUCUUGUUGAGGCUGACUUAACUCUAGUUUUGUUUGUAACUAAGUCUUGGAGGUCUCCAGAGACUUCACUUUGUCCAGUUGUAGACCAGAUCUGUCUGUGAGCANCCCCCCAUCCUCACCCCUCUGGGGUGCUCCUCUGAGCAAACAGUGCCCAGGUCAGGGCUUCCCCUGGGUAGGUGAUGGCAAUCCGGGGCCUGGCAUCACACCCAAGCCACUAAGCCAGACUUUGCAGCCACAGAGAGGAGAGAGCUUGGNGUGUAUAAGGCUCCAGAGUCAGAUUGUAGCACCGAGGGGAAACACUUUGCUUUCAAGAAGUCAGGAAAGAGCUAAGACNUUCUCUUGGAUGACCCCUUUACAAGCUGUGGGCAUCAACUGUCUCGUUACUUUUGGGGUUGGUUUCUUGGCUUUUGUUUUGUUUUGUUUGUGAUAGGAUCACACUGUAGCCCAGGCUAACCUCAGACUUGGAGUUGAAGGCGACCUGAUCCUCCUGUCUCCCCCCACCUCCCAAGCGCUGGGUCUGCAGUCGAGUGCUGCUGUGCCACUGUGCCUGGCUCUUCUCUACUCCACAGCCUUACUGAGCUUGCUCUCUUGAUGAUGUUGACAUCACAUGAUCUACCCUGAAGAAAUGACUCUCAAAAUGGAUAUGAUGCAGAGACACCAGGGCUCAGCUUUCUCUCUCGUACCCUGUUCCCUUUCCUGGUCCUCUUGGGUCCUGCAGUGCUGGUGUGGAGGGACCUCCUAGUAGCUCUGACACUGAGAGGAGGGCAGUUGUGUGCUGAUCACACACACACACACACACACACACAC